Phytophthora infestans T30-4 is the source of this 2265-nucleotide messenger RNA. RefSeq lists its product as uncharacterized. The coding region runs from base 34 to 1776 and encodes 580 amino acids. The transcript has a single exon. The record is from RefSeq and is a predicted model, not a curated record. Lineage: Eukaryota; Oomycota; Peronosporomycetes; Peronosporales; Peronosporaceae. Gene Ontology annotation, biological process: protein homooligomerization.
CGUGGAGGCAGAGAGACCACUUUCGAAAAGUCCAUGGCCGGACGUAAAGACGGUGACGAAAAUGAAGACGUCAACGUCGUGACCGACUACAACGAUCUCGAUCUGCUCGACGAACUGUUCACGGAGCGGAGCGAUACGAGCGAGAAAGACCACGGCCUGACCAUCUCCAUCGACUGGAGCGAGAAUGCCAUCGACACAAGGCGAGAUGAGGCCGAUCUCGCCUCCAAAGACGCGUCCACCGAGAGCUCGGACUCUGACAACUUAAGCAUGACGGUUGAAUGCCUUCCGGUCCUAUUGCGAGCCACGAGCCAAGGCGCGUACUUCGAUUUCCGCAGCUUGGAUCCGGAUCAUACUGUGGGGCGUACACGGGUGCCGUGGCACUCGAAGAGCAUCUCGGACCUGAGAGAUCCAGACACAAAACCGACGCGCAUCGUCGCGUUCGACGUCGGUGGCAAGCUCUUCCGCUGUAAAGAGAGUUUGAUCGCCAAGUACCCACUUAAGAGACUCAACCAGAUCAUCACGUGCGGCUGUGGCAAGAUCGGCUGCUUAGACGACGCCUUCUUCAUCGACCGUAAUCCGCAACACUUUGAGAUGAUUCUGGACUGGUAUCGUACAGGAAAACUUGUACGACAGCGCAAUGUGGACGAAGAAGCGUUCAAAGAUGACGCAAUCUACUUCGAUCUGUACGAAGAGCUGUUCCCACCAACCCCAUCGGGGGAACCGCCACAGUCGUGGCCGACUACCAAGGCCCCACCUGGCCUACCAGUUCGUAGAAGAUCCGUUAACGAUGUUGACUUAGGGCGCAGCAAUACCAAACGCGUCAGUAUGUUCGCCAACAUGCCGUCUCCACCUGUCCAGCAGAAGAAUCAGGCCGAGUCUUCGACCAACACGAACGACGAGGGGCCACAAGACGUAGCGCUUCUUACAGCUAUAGACGACGUUCCGCUGCGGUUCUUCCGACGCGAGAGACGUGUGUUGACGACGACGAGCAUCCCUUUAGUGUUCAUGAUCCGUCGAUUCGAGCAGUUGUUGGUGGAGAGUGUGAAAGGACGAGGCAAACUCAUGAUCCGAGUGUGCGAUGCCACAGGGAUGCAGAAGGUAGACGUCCAUGAAGCGGUAUUAUUCGACAGUCAUUCCCGGUUCUACCUAAAGGGAGGGCGCGCUCAGCUGCAACAAAACGCGCUGCUGCCAGGUGAUCACGUAUACACGUUCUGGAUGGAGGAACACACCAAUGCGGCGAGCGUUCAAGCGUCUACGCCUCCAGCACUUGAUAUCGACUUUAAACUGAUCUUUAAAUUCGACCCUGACGACCGGAUCACACACAGUAUGGAAGCCGAGCUAGUGCGCGCAUCGGACGUCAACGAUGUUAUCCGCACACUAACCCCCGAAGGAACAUUACAGUCGAACGGGAGGGUGGGUUCGUAUUCGCCUUGUCUGUUCAUGCCGCCCAAGCGCGAGCCAGAGCUCACUGUACGUCCGGAUGACACCAGUACAGAAGCAACUGAAAAACUGUCAUCUUUCUCGAAGAAGAAAGGAGUAAAGCGUGGGAAUCCACACGACGCGAAGUCGUCUUCUAUUCGACACGCAGGAGCUUCGAUCGUGCGUGGACAGAUCCCUCGUCCACGACCUGCACAGGGCAAGAUAACCGUGUAUCGACCAGAUAAAUUGGACUUGAAUCCGUCUCCAACGUUGCUUGGCCUGCAUCGAUCCGACAGAAGGAUCGACAAUCAAUCAAAGCCAGCGCAUCACGAAAUGCAGCCGCGUCUAUUUCGAUGAGUUUUAACGUGUACAAAACGGCUACAGAGUGCAAGAAGUCUAACACUAAGAAAAUACGUUUGUCGUCCAUGAAAAACUACGAUCACACUCCUUGAGGCAACAGCGACGUGAGUAGCCGCUCCAUUUGGCCGAGAUUGUCGGCCGAUAGACGCAUCUCGCCGUCCUCUGACGCGCAACACGCGUCUUGGAGCAGCUCCAGCAUACUUAAGUACUCCUGGAACUCUUGGAUCGUCCAGGACGGCUCGCUUUUCACGCCGUCAUUUCGAGCCAGUGAUGAUACACACGUUGGACUGAGCAUAGUACUUCGUGCUGUCGAGCCAGGUUUGCAGACAAUAGGCGAUCGGGCGUUCACCACGUCGUCGUCGUGAUCGGCCAGCGCGGCCACGCUGAAGGGCUUCCCCACGGACUGGAAGCCGUCGUAGUUGACCAUCGGCUCGCAAACGUCGUUGAAUACGAGCUGGUUGCCAUUGUAGUCAGCGUUGAGCUUAC